Molecule: messenger RNA, 6271 nt
Organism: Scylla paramamosain (green mud crab)
Lineage: Eukaryota; Metazoa; Arthropoda; Malacostraca; Decapoda; Portunidae
Gene: corn
Product: myosin-7B-like
Exons: 16
Coding region: 635-4300 (1221 amino acids)
Source: RefSeq, a predicted model, not a curated record
AAGUGCAGGAGGGUAACGUCUUGGUUUGCUCGGGCUGUUUCUUAUUUCUUCGUGCCCUACGCUGUAUUUUCGCUACUAGAACGUGUUUCAAGGGAAUUAUUUUGCAGUAUUACCAUCAGUUUAUCCGUCCAUAUUUGUGGAAGGCGAUGGAGCACAGUUAGAAUGAAGUAUUUCACUCAAACAUGAAACUUCACAGACCAGCGAACCAGGCAGAGUCCAUGUUUACAGGCGUGACAUAUGUACCCCGCCGCGUGACAUUCCCACCCCCGGGCCACCACGUGCUCGCUCGCCCAGCUGACAACGCCGCCUGCACGCCCGCUUUCUGCCCUCCAUCCUGUAUCCCACAUACUACUACAUGUCCCGCGCGACCACUAGCGGCUGCUGAUAGUACUUGGCGAACCGUACACUUCAAAUAAUAGCCCCUCCCCCAUCCCCUCGUUUAUUGGGUGUUAUUAGUGGUGUGGAGAGGAGCGGGUGUGUGUCGUGUUGUGUCUGAGCCGCGUAAGGGGAGCGAACCGUUGGUGGAUUGGUGUGAUGGUGUUUUUGAUGGAGAUUUGGGCAACAAUUCACAAGGAACUAAAGUUACACCAACGACGCCCUUGAGGAAGAGUCAGGGAAUGCUUGGCCCCGUGUGAUGCUCGGGGACGGUGUGGUGGUGGUGGGGGCUGGCGGGGCGCCCCUCCACCGCCCCCGAUCAGCUGACAACCUCUCGCGCCUCACAGCCGCCUCCUCCAUUCCCGCCCUUGAUGACCUGGCCGAGUCUGAGGUGUUCGUGGGGGAUGAGGAUGAUGAGUUGGAGUGUGGAGAGGCCUACUUACGACCUCCCCUGCCCCCCAUAGAUCCUGGCCUCCCUGGAGAGGUCACGCCCCCAGACCUCCUCUCCCCUCCCUGCCCACCAUCAUCCACCAGUCUGGUGAUUGCCUACCAUGAGGAAGCAUUGCGGCUGCCUCUAGAUGCUGUGAAGGAAGAGGUGGAAGCUGAAGCCCUAGAAGAGGCCAGCAUGAUUCUUUCCAGUGGCCCUGCCUCCCUUGGGCAUGCCUCCCUGGGCCCAUGCUCACUCACAUCCUCCAUGGUGUCCUCUGCCUCUCUGGAGGACAGCACCCUCUCCUCCCGCACUGACACCUUUGACACAGUGAUAGCAGCAAUCCCAGACUUCUCCCCGUCACCUCCAGAUGCCCCAACCUCUACCUCUCCACCACCACGCUCCUCAGCCACACGUCCUGGGAACAAAGAUGCUGCCAGGGUGGCCAGCACCUCAGCCCGCACCUCCCCCACGUCCCCACGGGGCUCCUCUGGCCGCAGCUCUCCCAGAACUUCCACGGACUCACCCAGCACUCCAGAGAAGCGCCGAGGGACCUCUCGGAGUGAAGGUGGCAGCAACACCAGCAGCCGGGGCAGCACCCCACGGGGCACCCCGCGUGUGGCCUCAUCCCGGGGCGAAGACAAGAAGACACCCCGGGGCACUGCACGGGGCACCACAGGCGUGCGGCCCUGUGCCCGUGCCCAGGAUGCUCGGCGGGACACACACACCCAUGCCCACACCCGCACCAAGGCUGAGGAGAGCCGUGGCACCACCCUCACCCGCAAGAAGAAAGUUGAGGCGGACAGCAGACCCAGCACGGCACCCACCCGCAAAAAGGAGACGUCAGCAACGGUGGCUGCAGACAAGUAUGGCAGCUUGGGGCGGCGGCGGCGAGUGAAGGAUGCCACAGGAGAUGCCAAAGAUGGGGGCAAGGAGAGUGGGACAUUGACCCGGGACAGCAAACAGACGCUGGACAUGUAUGCCACCUUGCCACGGCGCCGCGCCAAGGAGGUGAGUGCCCGUUGGAAGGAACAGAUGGCAUCCGAGGAUGAUGCUUCCCGUCCCUCCCUGAGACGCACCAAGUCGGUUGGUAAGAGUGAGGGGGCAGCAAGCAGUGCUACAGCAAAGGGCCGCUCCUCCCUCAUGACCACCAGCCUCCCUGCCUCAGCCCUGCGGCCCCGCAGUCCCCGUGCCAACCCUCCUGCGAAAUCCACUUCCACCUCAACCUCCAAUCUAGCGGCUCGCAAGGAGAAGACCAUCAUCUGCAUGGAGGCGUCCACCCAGACGGCACUGACGGGUGGGGAUGUGGCCUCUGCCCUCAGAGCAAUGUCCCGCCAAAAUUCCCUUGGUGCUGAGGAGGAUGAAGAAGUGCCGGAGGUCACCAGGCCCCAUGCUGUUAUUGUGCGGGAGGAGUCAACUCCAGAUGAACUUCCCCCCAGCAGGAGUGUGGAGGUACAGGUGGAAUUAGCCUGGAGGCUCGGCGAAGGGGACCUGCCAGAACACGUGCGGCGCCUCACUGAGGAACACGCACGGCUGCAGAAUGAACACUCAAGGGCAAGGGUGCGCCUGGAAGAGAUGGAAAGCCUGAGAGAUGAGCUGCAGAAGCUGAAGGUGUCCUUAGAGGAGGAGAGAGCAGAGAAGGAAGAAGUACAAGGGGAGCUAGACAGGACGUCCCAGAGGGUGAAGGAUAUGCUGGUUUCCAUGGAAGGAGUGGAGCAUGAAUUUAACAGCCGAGGGGACAGUCUUCUGGAGCUUGAGUCUCAGCUCCACCAGUCAGCCGACAUACACAUACAGAUGCAGGAGAGGCUUAACAGAUUUGAGGAGUGCAACUUGAAGAUUAAGAGGGACUUGGACAAGAGUGUGGCAGCUCAGAAGACUCUCCUCCAACAAGUGCAGGACCUGGAGAAUGAGAGCAGGGAGAUGGCAGACUUCAUGGCGGAGGAGAAGAAUGCCCUGGCGGAGUGUCUGAGGGAGGCAGAGUCUGAGUUGAUGAAGUUAAAGUCAGAAUGUAAUCAGCUAAACACCAAACUCAAGGAGAAGGAGGAUGAAGUGAGACACGUGACGAGGGUGGCAGAGGACAGGAGAAACAAGUACAUGCAGCUGCAGUCUGAGAUGAGCUCCAUUCAGUGCCGCACCCGGGACAUGAUGGUGUGCCAGGGUGCCGAGGUGUCUGGUGCUGCUGUGUCGCUCAACAAUGUCUCAUCUCGCCUCCGUGCUCUCAUUGCAAAGCUGGUCCAGGAUUAUACCAUUACUGAUGCUGACCUUGAGAUGAUUGUGACACCAAGUGAGAGUGACAGCAGUGCCUCAUCCACCAAUGGCACUCCAGAGCACAAGCCUCCUGGCAUCAAGGCAGCCACGCGUCGCACUCCUUCUCCCCGCAAGACAGCCUCCUUCAUGACGGCCCUGCUCAGUGCCAUGCGAAUGGGACCCACCCGGUCCAGGAUGGGAGAUCUUGGGGGUGCCAUCUGCAGCUUGACCAAUGGGAGCAGUAAGGAGCAGGUGACAGAAGGCCGCAACUCUCCUGAGGGGUCUGAGAGCCACGAGUUGGUGGAGGGCAGCAGUGCCUCUUCAUCCCUAACAGACCAGGUGACGGAGAUGGAUGUCCUCCUCACCCGCUUCCUCAAGGUCUGCUGUGUCCUCAAGAAUGAGUCUGACUUGCAGUUGGCAGAAACUGAGGAUGAGAAUGAUCGCCUGAGCAAUCAGCUGCGGUCACAACAGCAGGUUAUUGAGCAACAGCACUCAGACUACGAGGUGCUGGCGUGCUCCGAAGCUCGGGCCAGAAAGGAGUUGGCUGCUGUGACACAUGACCUGGAGGUGGCCAACAAAAACCUCACCAAGUACUUUGAGGCUGAGUAUGAUCAUCAGGUGAUGAAACUCCAGAAUGAAGUGGAGAAGCUUGGCGGCACUGUGAGGCACCUGGAGGCACUCAAUGAGGAGAAGGAGAGGCAGCUGGAGGAAGCUCUCUCCCGCCUCUCUGCCGCCCAGGAGUCUGCUCCAGCCAACCAUGUCUCGGAGGCAAGUCACUACAGGGAGGUGUCCUGUCUCAGUGACAAGGUCACUUCAUUGCGCCAGAGUGUUAUGGAGCGAGAAAAGCAAAUCAUUGAGUUGAGUGACCGUCAUGCCAAGGACCUGGCCAGCCUGAGGGAAGCACAGGGACAGACCCAGUACACAUCUAUGCAGCUCACCUCCACUGUGGAAAAUGUAUUGAAGCCAGUUGCAUCAAAGGGGAAAGUCCAGCCUAAAACAUUCCAUAAGAUAAGGCCUUAUAACCCCAAAGUGCCCAGACUCUGGAAGGGAUCCCAGACGUUGUGUCCAGCUGCCCAGCCCUCAAGCAACUCUUCAACACACUGGCUGCCAAUGAGAAAUCCACACAGCAGCAGCAGCAGAAUGGGAACAUUAAUACUCAGAAUGGCUUUACUAACAACACAGUCAACAACAAGGACCUUAAUGCCAACCCACAGUCCAUUAUCAGCCCUACCGUCAACAAUAAGAUGCUAAUCACCAACCAGUCUGCAGAAACCCACCUCUGAAUGACUUGCAGAGAAUGGGCUUAGUAGUGUGUGCAUGUGUGUGUGCGUGUGUCUGUGUGUGUAUUUUAUUCUUAAUCCAACUGUAGCAAUGCCAAGCUUGUCUUUUAAGUGAACAAUAACUUUUGAGGCCAUAAGUGAUUUCUCAGCAUAAGCAAAUUAACUAUAUCACUGGGAAAUCGUUCAUAUCAUUAUUGCCUUAAAAUUAUGACCUCAGCUGGUAUUGGCUACGUUUUGGUGAGUGAAAUAUGCACAGCCUCUUUAUUCCUCCCUCUUUUAUGUUGGUACAGAUUAUGACUGAAUAAAAGUCAUAUGUUCACACUUAAAGCAACCUGAUGUGUUCUUAGGUGAUCCUCAAGUCAUAAUUUGCAUACAUAAAUGAGAACUUGAUCAAGGACUAUCCAUGAAUUCCUAGUUCUGCUUCAAUCACCCAGCAUCCAAAGGUUUCAACCAACAGAUACUCUCCACAGCAAGGCUUCCCAUGUCCACAGUAGCUGGUCUAGUGAUAGUCUUUGCUCUGUAACACCAAAGCCUCUUUUUUUUUUCUGUAGUAACUUAUAUAGUACUUUGUAGAUGUGUAUAUAUGAGUACACAUUAUAAAGGGCUAUGUCUGUAGGCCCUGACUGAUCCUCACGAGAGAUGAGCAAUGCCUUAUAAAGAGCUAUGAAUGUAUAUUUAAAUGCAGUGCUCCAUCAUUUUAGGUAAUUCCAUAUAUAAUUAAAUGUAUUACUCUCCAUCAGUAUUGCUUGGUAACUUUGGAACCUGGCUGUCCUGCAAGCUAUGGAUUCUCAUAUGCUCAAUAGUGUUAAUGCACUGAGCUGUGUGAUCAGAAAUAAUCAAACACUAGACAAGCAACAUGUAAUGGUUUAGAAUGAUAUACUGUAGUGGUCAUAUAUUGUCAGCCAUAUAAGUGCUCCUUCAACUAUUUAUUAUACUGGCUUAAAGACAAAAUAUAUGUGUACCAGAGCACUUAGCUGUAGUGUGUCUUAUGUACCCUUAGCACGCCUGCCAUCCAGACCUCCACAGAACAAGUGUACACGUUCAUUGCUUGUGUUGUUGUGCAAGACGUUUCCAAGAAAACGUAACAUGCUACCCAAAUAUCCACACAAGUAUACACAUGACAUGCUAAGCUGGGAUUUGCAUGACUCCUCAGGCCAGGCACACACACAAUACCCAACCACUGUGAUGGAGCAGAAAGCCUUAAUGACUGUUUUCUUUGACAUGAAUUUGAAUGUGACAAAAUUAUCGUUAUUCCAAAAUUUUUAACAUCAAAUUCUUAAGUUAUGUCCAUCUCUCUUUUUUCAUACUGUUUAUUUAAUCUACUCAAAGAUUACAUUCUGAUAAAUUUCAUUAAUGAAUUCAGACACAUGGAUGAAUUGGAACAAAAUUAAGCUGCUGGCUGGGAUGAACUAACAUGUUUGUAGAAAAGAUGAUACCAUAAGUGUGUUUUGAGUCCCCAGGUGGUCCCAGGUAUGGCAGGACUGUACUGAACUGAGGCUUGGGAGUGAGGAACAUUACUUAGGGUGAAGCCACAUUCUUGGUGGGCUCAGUACUCUCCUCUGAUCCCUCUCUAAGACUACAACUCUCUUAACUGGUCACAAAAUAAAAGUUAAACAAAACUGAAUUGUGACAGUACAGUUUAUACACCAAACAAAAAAUAUUGUUAGUAUGAUCCACAUAUUUUCGGAAAUUUACUUGACCGACUGUCCUUUGUAUAUAACUUUAUUUUUAAAACUAUUUAAGUUAUACAUAGAAAUAAAGUAAUUAUCAGCUGUAAUAUUGUUCCAGUUCAUCCAGAGCUUUUUAGUGUAAAUAAAAAGUUUCACCUUUAGGUUCGACCAAAACCCUUCUCAGUUAGGUUAGUCAUAAUGAUCUCGAUUUGGUUUAUAAACUCAGUAGCAUCAUUUUGUACUUAGCUUUAUAUUAAAAAAACUGAAUAAAA